Molecule: messenger RNA, 294 nt
Organism: Staurois parvus
Lineage: Eukaryota; Metazoa; Chordata; Amphibia; Anura; Ranidae
Source: the annotation of a GenBank genome assembly
UAACCUCCCUGGCAGUAUUCCCGAGUGUAGCACAGGCGGUAACCCUGAGCUACACUCAGGAAUACCAUGUGGCGCUGCUCUGGGAUCCCUCUUGCACUUACCUUGUCCUGCGCUCCCGCGAUGUCCCUCCUGCAGUGUCCCCGGCAAUGUCGGCAUCUGUCAUCUGGGUUCCGUCCCCUGCGAGCGUCGGGACGUACGGGAGAUGGAACAGAGGGAAAUUUGAAAAUGACAAAAAGUGACAUUCACUAAAAUCACAUAAUAUAACAUUACUGUAUCAAACCAUUUCACAUACAU